AUGGCGCCAAACAAGAGAGUCGCGAAGGAACUCAACUACACUAUGCGUCGAGGUACCACCGCCUGGAUUAAACAAGACGUCAAAAAGUUAAUUGUUUCCAAAUUGGUUACUCGUAUCGGUGGCGGGGUGGUUGAAGGCGGACCAGGCACGGGUGUUUGGGGCUUUUUUUCCAUGAGGACUAGAAUCUGUGCGACAAAGUAUGCCUUAGCCUUCAAAGUCUUGAAAGACAUGCCAGACUUCUCAUCAACGGAGAAUGGUUGUCAGGGUGGAUUGAUUUUUGAAUUGAAACAUCUGGGUGACGCUGCGGCCCGCAGCGACAGCUAA
Molecule: messenger RNA, 324 nt
Organism: Puccinia graminis f. sp. tritici CRL 75-36-700-3
Lineage: Eukaryota; Fungi; Basidiomycota; Pucciniomycetes; Pucciniales; Pucciniaceae
Exons: 4
Coding region: 1-324 (107 amino acids)
Source: RefSeq, a predicted model, not a curated record